AACUGCGUUCCAAUAUUCAGUACCUGCCACUCCCAACUCUAUAUAGCGGCCUUCUAUCUCCUAAAUCCUUCCCCUUUUUCCCACUCCUUAAGCAAGAGCAAGAAGGAAGGCUUGCCCUGCGAUUUACCGCCAUUCCUGAUGGGAGAAGCACAGCAGGAGGAGAAGAAGGCUGAGGCACCACAGCCGGAAGCGCCACAGCCGGAGGCUAAAGCUGAAGAGAAGAAAGAAGAGAAAGCUGAAGAAAAGAAGGAAGAAGAGCAGAAAUCGGAAGAAAAGAAGGAAGAUGAGAAGAAAGAAGAGGAAAAGCCUCCUGCUCCCGUGGUCCUGUUCGUCGACAUGCAUUGCAUUGGCUGUGCCAAAAAGGUGGAGAGGACCCUCCUCAAAGUCAGAGGCGUGGAAGAUGUUAAGAUAGACAUGGUAGCAAACCAGGUCACAGUGAAGGGCAUGGUAGAUCCUCAAGCACUCUGCACCAGAAUACAGAGGAAGACCAAAAGAAGAGCCAGUGUCAUAUCUCCGAUAAUACCGACAAAGGAAGGGGAGGACGCCAAAUCUGAGGUGGUAAAUGCACAGGCCAGCGGGAUGAGCACCGUGGUGCUCAACGUAAACAUGCACUGCGAGGCUUGUGCUCUUCAACUUCAGAAAAAGAUCCUGCAAAUGAGGGGAGUGCAAGCUGCAGAGACAGAUCUCGCCAGCAGCAAGGUAACCGUGACAGGAACUAUGGACGCCAACAAGCUUGUUGAGUACGUGUAUAGACGCACAAGAAAGCAGGCCAACAUCGUGCCACCGCCUAAAACAGAGGAAGAAAAGAAGGAAGAGCCGGCAGCGGAGGCACCAAAGGCCGAAGAAAAGAAGGAAGAGAAGGCAGAAGCAGCAGAAGAGAAGAAGGAGGAAGAGAAGAAAGAGGAAGAGAAGAAGGAAGAGGAAGGGAAGAAGGAAGAAGAAGGCAAGGGCGAGGAGGAAGGCAAGCUGCAGGUUUUACAAGAGGAGGACGCCAUGAAGAAGAUGGUUUUCUAUCCGCCCAUCUACGUGAUCGAACGGGUGUACGCUCCCCAGAUCUUCAGCGACGAGAAUCCCAAUGCAUGCUGCAUCUCGUAGAGAAUUUUCAUCGUAAACAAGAGAAGAAAAAAAAAAGAAUGCAAGAGAAUUUUAUGUGGCAUGGACCAUGCUGGCAUGCUUGUACGCAUGCACUGUCAGCGUAUCAUAUCCCACCAUCACAUCAUAUCACAUUCCAUGUUAUUAUAUUAUUGUCAAAUAACCAAAAAAAUACAAAAAAAAAAGAAAAAGAAAAAUGAAUGUGAUGCGAAUGAUGGUGAAUAUUGUAAGUAAGAGUUACAUGAGUAUUUACUGUACCCGCCUUGUCCCUUGUUUA
Molecule: messenger RNA, 1369 nt
Organism: Nymphaea colorata (pocket water lily)
Lineage: Eukaryota; Viridiplantae; Streptophyta; Magnoliopsida; Nymphaeales; Nymphaeaceae
Product: heavy metal-associated isoprenylated plant protein 9
Exons: 5
Coding region: 139-1095 (318 amino acids)
Molecular function (GO): metal ion binding
Source: RefSeq, a predicted model, not a curated record